UUUUUUUUUUGUUUUGUUUUGUUUUCCUGCUCGUCCUUCAGCGCUGGUAUUUGUCUCCUGGAGCGUUUCCAUGGUUACAGCAGUUUUUUACCUGCCUUCUCUCUAGUUUAGACACCUGUGUUCCAGCUAAUUAGCACAACUCUGUGAGUUUCUGUCUAAUUCUUUAAAUAUAAUCAGUGAUGUCAAUCUGCUGGCUCCCCGUCAUGUUCCUUUUCAUGUCUCCACUAAUCGUUGUGGCGUUUGUGCGGAGCUGCAUCUCCUUGGAAACUGCUGACAUUUUUAGUGACGACUCAGAGCCGUGCAGCUGUACCUGAAGACGAAACUUCCAAUUCACUGGCCUACACUUUUCAUCCCUGUUCCUUCUCCAGCCCGACGUUUACACCAUGGCCUUCUUGCAGACGAUGAGAUCGCCCUCCCUCUCCUUCUUCCAGACGGUCGUCUCUCUCCUCCUGAACACCCUGGCCCUCAUGUCCUCCUUUUGGUGUGAGGGCAAGCAGAAGGUGCCCAAGCCGCUCUGCACGGCCACCAAGCACACCAACUGCAUCCCCGUUCCCGGCGUGUCCAACACCUCCAACAUCCAGUUCUUCUGGGAGACGGGGGACGACCGCUUCGUCUUCCCCAGGUUCCACACGGGCCUUUUCUUUAUAUGUGAGGAGAACAUCUACGCAGACGAGUGGGAGGAGAAGUGUCGAGGAUUUCAUAAUUUGACUCCAGAGUCAGAAACAGCGAUGAUGUGGUUGUCUGUGUCGAUGGAGCUGGUGUAUAUCGGUCUGCUGCUAGUCAGCUGCACUCUGCUGUCAGUGCAGCUGAGCAUCAGGGCUUGGUUCCCCUCCACGCUUCGCUGGGGCCAGAUGCUCAACGCUUUUGCCGCUGUCUUCACAGUUCUGGGAGGUCUGCUUGGCAUGGUGGGUCACAUGAUGUUCAUGCAGGUGUUUCAGACCAUCGCCUCAAUGGGACCAGAGGACUUUAAACCUCACAGCUAUGGAUACUCCUGGGCGUUCUACAUGGCCUGGUUUGCCUUCACAGUCUGCAUGGCAGCAGGAGUCUCCACCCUGAACAACUACACCAAAAAGGUUCUGAUGGUGGGUCCCAGGCGCACCUCCAGCCUCAACCCCUGCAGCUUUAACAUGCUUCUGCCUCCGGCUCCUUACUACACCCCGCCAAACCCAGCCGUCAGCCUGGCCACACCCCUGUCUGCCCCGCUGAUCUCCCACCUGUCCCCCUACUACGAGCCUCCAUCAGCGGCGUCGCCGUCCUCCACACCGAGGCUCACUCACUCCCAUUCCCUUCCUCUCACCCACUCUGACUCCUUCCCUCCUCCCCCGUCUCACCCUGCACCUGCGUCCCCAUUCCACCGCCUGUCGCUGCCCUCCCCGUCUUCCUCGCAGGUGCCGUCCAUCUCCGUCCACAUGAUGCGACCAGGACACGGCGAGAACUGUUGUGACCAGGAAGAGGAAUACAGCCCACUCUGAAGGGUUUAUUGUUUUUUUUUGGGGGGGGGGGUUAGCUGAAAUAUUAUAAAUGUCCUGCCAGUCUUGACCCCCGAAUAAACCCAAAGUGAUUCAUUAUUGCUAACCAUGGAAGAACAGAUUCAGGUAAAAAGGACCGCAGUCCUCCGCAAUGAGAGGAGCCAGCUGAGGUGGUUCGAGAAACUCCCCUCCCUGGGGAGGUGUUUCGGACAUGUCCUGCCUGCAGGAGGCCCCCGGGUCAACCAAGGAUGCGUUGGAGUACAUCUCCGUCGUAGGGUCCUGCUGGAGGAGCUGGUGGAGGUAGCCGGGGAGAGGGCUGACUGGGAUGCCCUGCUUGAGAUGUCGGACCCGGGUAAGCGGAGGAAAAGGAACAAACAAAGGACUGCAGUCUCUAAAUGUUUAUUAAAUUUGUAAUGAAC
This is a messenger RNA of Nothobranchius furzeri (turquoise killifish), 1888 nucleotides long. RefSeq names its product germ cell-specific gene 1-like protein. Gene Ontology annotation, cellular component: plasma membrane. NCBI's taxonomy places the organism in Eukaryota, Metazoa, Chordata, Actinopteri, Cyprinodontiformes, Nothobranchiidae. The record is from RefSeq and is a predicted model, not a curated record.